AAAUACUUUUGCAAAAAAAAAAGAGCCCAUAAAGCUCGGAGAAACUUUGUGCGAACUUUGCUUUUUUCUUUUUUUGUUUUCAUUAAUAUCAUUAUGAACUUAAAUUACUCGAUUAUAUUCAGAGUUGCAAACAUUGUUGCUGCUGCCUUUAUGAUCAUUGGUGGUGUAAUGACGUGCUUUGCAGGAGGGUUCCCAAACUUCAUCCAAGGUAUCUUUGUCAUCAUCUUUGGUAUCAUAACAGCCAUGUUUGAAUUCAGAUUACCUGCCAUGAUUUCGCAAUAUGCUUCAUUCAUGUUUUCGUUUAUGGGUCGUGCUAUCUUUUACAUCUUCAUUGGUUGUAUUACAUUGAAUUAUGGUGGACUUGCUAUUGCUUCUGGCGUCAUUGUAGCUGCUAUUGGCAUUGCCUAUGUUGUGCUUCACUUUCUCAAAACUAUUGAGGCACCUUCUAAUAUGCAAAAACGAGCUUUUGAAGAUGCUGUUGGCUACUCAUCUCCAACGGAUGACGCAACUACUCACCAGAGCACCUUUGUUGGCCAGAACAACAAUCCCACAUAUCAGCCGUCCAAUUAUGCAAACCCUACUGCUACUGUCUAAUCACCUUAAUAAAAAAAAAAGCUCUUUCUAAUUA
Gilbertella persicaria is the source of this 628-nucleotide messenger RNA. RefSeq names its product COPI associated protein-domain-containing protein. The transcript is spliced from 6 exons. Lineage: Eukaryota; Fungi; Mucoromycota; Mucoromycetes; Mucorales; Choanephoraceae. The coding region runs from base 94 to 594 and encodes 166 amino acids. Gene Ontology annotation, biological process: vesicle-mediated transport. Gene Ontology annotation, cellular component: Golgi membrane. The record is from RefSeq and is a predicted model, not a curated record.